GUUGCCGCCGCCGCCUCCGCCUCCUCCUCCGCCGCCGCCUCCCCUGACGAAGUUCGGUUCCGUGCGCGCGCCGCCCGGUUCCGGUUACGGAUGGACCUGUUCGGGGACCUGCCGGAGCCGGAGCCCUCGCCCCGCUCCACUGCCGGGAGAGAAGCACAGAAAAAAAGGCCUUUGCUUUUUGAUGACCUCCCGCCGUCCAGCAGUGAGAAGUCAGGGAAAGACGUCCAGAAAGGAUCUUUGCUUUUUGACGACCUGCCCCCGGCUAGCAGUGCUGACUCAGGGUCAGGGCCAUCUUUGCUUUUUGAUGACCUUCCACCUGCUAGCAGUGGUGACUCAGGCUCGCCCGCCUCUCAAGCAUCCCAGGGCCCGAAGAGCGAUGGGAAAGCCGCAAAGCGGAAAACCGUGGAGGAAGAGAAGAAUGGCAGUGAAGAGCUUGUGGAAAAGAAAGUUUGUAAAGAUUCCUCGGUGAUCUUUGGCCUUAAAGGUUACGUGGCAGAGAGGAAAGGGGAGAGAGAAGAGAUGCAGGAUGCCCACGUGAUCCUGAACGACAUCACGGAGGAGUGUAAGCCCCUGUCUUCUCUGAUCUCCCGCGUUUCCUACUUCGCCGUUUUCGACGGGCACGGCGGCGUGCGAGCCUCCAAGUUUGCUGCUCAGAACUUGCACCAGAACCUCAUCCGGAAAUUCCCCAAGGGAGAAGUAAUCAGUGUGGAGAAGACCGUGAAGAGAUGUCUCUUGGACACCUUCAAGCACACGGACGAGGAGUUCCUCAAGCAGGCCUCCAGCCAGAAGCCUGCCUGGAAGGACGGCUCCACAGCCACCUGCGUCCUCGCCGUGGACAACGUCCUCUACAUCGCCAACCUGGGGGAUAGCCGGGCCAUCUUAUGCCGCUAUAACGAGGAGAGCCACAGACACGCGGCCUUGAGCCUCAGCAAAGAGCACAAUCCCACACAGUACGAGGAGCGGAUGCGGAUACAGAAGGCGGGAGGGAACGUCAGGGACGGCCGAGUGCUCGGCGUGCUGGAGGUGUCGCGCUCCAUCGGGGACGGGCAGUACAAGCGCUGUGGCGUCACCUCGGUGCCUGACAUCAAACGCUGCCAGCUCACCCAGAAUGACAGGUUCAUCAUGCUGGCUUGUGAUGGGCUCUUCAAGGUCUUCACCCCUGAGGAAGCUGUGACCUUCAUCUUGUCCUGCCUGGAGGAUGAGAAGAUCCAGACCCGGGAGGGGAAGUCGGCCCUCGACGCCAGGUACGAGGCGGCCUGCAACCGGCUGGCCACCAAGGCCGUGCAGCGCGGCUCCGCGGACAACGUGACCGUGAUGGUCGUGCGGAUAGGGAAGUGAGGGGCGGCAGCGAGGGGGGGCUCGGUCUGUGUGCGCAUCUGUGCUCUGUGCUUGUAAAUAAAGGUGGUUUGUUUGUUUUUUCUAA
Molecule: messenger RNA, 1423 nt
Organism: Sarcophilus harrisii (Tasmanian devil)
Lineage: Eukaryota; Metazoa; Chordata; Mammalia; Dasyuromorphia; Dasyuridae
Gene: ILKAP
Product: ILK associated serine/threonine phosphatase
Exons: 13
Coding region: 91-1338 (415 amino acids)
Biological process (GO): protein dephosphorylation
Molecular function (GO): protein serine/threonine phosphatase activity; cation binding
Source: RefSeq, a predicted model, not a curated record